Molecule: messenger RNA, 1384 nt
Organism: Pelobates cultripes (western spadefoot toad)
Lineage: Eukaryota; Metazoa; Chordata; Amphibia; Anura; Pelobatidae
Source: the annotation of a GenBank genome assembly
AUGGAUGAGUUCCUCCACGCGCCAUGCGGCCCGGACCCCAGCUCCCCGACAUCCAAAAUGGCGCCGACCUCGCCAGCAUCUACAUGCUCCACUGCCGACACGACUACACUGGCAGACAUAGGAGCAGAACUGAAACGCAUGGCAAAGAAGAUGGUCACAAAAGAUGACCUCACCCACCUGACUAACAACAUAUAUGAAGCAAUUAAAUCUGAAGUGAACGGCCUGAAGGCCGAAAUUAAAGCACAGGAACACCGCAUACAGCAGGUGGAAAAAAGGGCACAGACCACUGAAGACCACUCUACAGCCACAGACACGGCCCUCAAACGCCAGGGCACCCUCAUACUGGCCAUGAGGCGACAGCUAGAAGACCAGGACAACCGCAGUCGUCGCAACAAUAUCAGGGUAAGGGGGAUACCUGAAUCUCCAUUACUACUAUUUCUUGUAUGGGAGAUUAAUUUAGGGGGAGGGGAGAGGAGGUUCAUAGGGUAUGACACUAAAUUGUAUACAGAGACUGAACACUAAUUUUUUGUGUCCGGAUAUCCCAGUGAUGUAAUCUGUAAUUGUGAGACCAGAGAUUGUUUCUUUAUAGUACGACUAUUGUGAGUCACAUAUCUUAAAUGGCUAGACUAUGCAACAUCACUCUGUGUCACUGACCAAGCCCCUCCCCCCCACGUCAAAGGGACCGACAUACAUAGAUAACACGCUUCCAAAGAGGUCCAUACACUCACAAUUCCCCCACACAGACGACACACUGACGUCGAGAAGAUACUAAGCAAACGACCAUCCCACCACCCCCUAGAGGAACAAAAGGUACGGGGGAAGGGACAAGAGGACAUAGAGGAGAGAGGGGGGAAAGAAGGGGGAGAAAAAAGGGAAAAAAAAAAAAAUAUAUAUAUAUACCCACAUGUCCCAGAUGAAACAACCCAGACAUAAUGAGUAGAAGACCCACAAUGCACACACCCUGAAGAGAUAUCCUCAAGCCCCCACUUUGACUACACGCAAAUUACCCUUACGGUACUUCCCCCCACCUGAUACCGACGACACCGAAAAGGCGCAACAAACAGGCAUAGUGCUGAUAACACAAUGGACACACAUCAAUGGCAUUAGUGAUGACUAUACAACACCUCUACUACAGUGGACGGACGCUACAACCCCAAAACGGAUAUACACUACACAAAUAACAGAUUCUUCCGACGAUACACAACCCUUCUCAAGUAUCAACUCCACAACCAACACCGCACAUACCACACAGGCACCACAGCCUAAACAGAUAGGGGCCCAGACACGCUACCCACCCCUUUCGGUGCGCACGCUUAAUACUACGGAGGCCGACUGGUACACCACCGGGAUAAAACCCGGGGUGCCCCCCCGACCGACACCGUAG